GACGGUAAACCGGUUAAGAUGAAAACAAAGAGAAGAAUGACCCCCAAAGAGCGCAAAGAAUACAAAUUGACAAGAAAGCUGGGAGCCUGUGAUAAGUGUAAAAGGAACAAGGCAAAAUGUACUCACCUCACGGACAUGGCCAAGCACAUCAAUCUGGACAAUGAGACCUGCGAAGGGACCAGAAAACGAUCUUCUCCCGCAUUCCGGAACCAAGAUGAAGCCCGAAAGAGGCCAAAGGAUGACCUGCAAGUUGUGGGUGUCAAUGGGCAGACUCAUACUACGCGGGAUUCUUCAUUAGGAAUCAAGCACAGCGGUGUAGAGAAUCAACCUAGUCAAGGUCACACACCUACCAUUGCGUCAGUCGAGACGGGAUGGAUUCGGGAAAUGAAUGACUCCCAAUCAAUUGCCCGAUCAGCUGAUUCGAUAUCUGGACAUCUCCACUAUUCACGAUCGACAACUCCUACGCCGGCACUUGCACCUGAAGCUCAAAAGCACACCACCAAUACGUCCACUUCUCCUGCAACUGUCAAGAAAGAAUAUUCCUUAGAGAUUCAGCGCUAGCGAUCUUCUCAUACCAAAACGGACAGAUGCGCACCCUCUAUUCAUAAGUUCAUACUGCAUUUACAUCAACGUUUUUCCCCUUUCUCAUUACGCAAAAUUUGGAAGGAAUUAUACAGGCAUACAGUAACGACCAUUCAUGAUCUUAUUUUCUAUUGCGCUAUACGUUAUUUUUGUUGUUUUCCUGGUUCUCUUUUUCUUUCAGUGGCAGAUAGGCCAGAUUGAUUGGCAGGCACCUCUCGUUUUAAUGGGUUGUUAGUUGUAAGUGUCGACUAGGAAACCAAACAUUGCGAUAUUUUUGGGCAAAAAUGCGAGUCUUGAUCAUUCUGUGUUAUGGUUCCCAUGUGUGUGCGAUUAUAUUCGCAUUUGCUGUGAAAUUUGGUCAAAUAUACAUAUGUAAUGUUUGAGCGUUCAUAUCUGCAAG
Aaosphaeria arxii CBS 175.79 is the source of this 982-nucleotide messenger RNA. RefSeq lists its product as uncharacterized. The record is from RefSeq and is a predicted model, not a curated record. The transcript has 4 exons. NCBI's taxonomy places the organism in Eukaryota, Fungi, Ascomycota, Dothideomycetes, Pleosporales. The coding region runs from base 37 to 561 and encodes 174 amino acids.